GAAAAUCCACAUUGUUAAAGGCAGAGAAAAUUUCAUCCUCUUGAGGGCUUCAUUGCUGUUUCCCAACGUUUCCCUCUUCUUAUGUUUGAUGGAGUGAAGAAGACAAGACAAUUGUGAGUUCUUAUUUGGAAACAACUUUCAGAAUUAGUGAAAUAUUGGCAAUGAAGCCAUCAAACAAUAUCUGGAUUCGAAGACAACAGUGCCCAUGUGGAGAUUGGAAGUGUUAUAUCAAGUAUGAAGGAGAUGAUCAGGCCUCAGUAAGUUCUCAGAAUGUAAAGACCGAGAUGGCAACGAUAUUGUCUUCAUCAUCAGAAGCUGUGUUCACUCCCUAUGUGGGUCAAAUUUUCAGGAGUGACGAUGAUGCAUUCGAAUAUUACAGCAAUUUUGCUCGGAAAAAUGGGUUUUCGAUCAGAAAAGCACGCUCAACGGAAAGCCAAAACUUGGGGAUAUACAGACGGGAUUUCGUUUGUUAUCGAUCGGGUUUUAAUCAGCCAAGAAAAAAGGCAAAUGUUGAGCAUCCUAGGGAGAGAAAAUCCGUAAGGUGUGGAUGCGAUGCAAAGCUGUAUUUGACAAAGGAGAUUGUUGAUGGUGUCACGCAGUGGUAUGUUUCACAGUUUAGUAAUGUUCAUAACCAUGAGUUAUUGGAAGAUGACCAAGUGCGCCUACUUCCUGCAUAUCGGAAAAUACAGGAAGAAGAUCAAGAAAGAAUUCUUUUACUCUCGAAAGCUGGGUUUCCUGUGAACCGGAUAGUAAAGGUGUUGGAAAUAGAAAAGGGUGUUCAACCUGGACAAUUGCCUUUCAUAGAAAAAGAUGUCAGGAAUUUUGUUCGCACUUGUAAGAAGGCAGUUCAAGAAAAUGAUGCAUUGCUCACCGGGAAAAGGGAGAAUGAUAUGCUGGAACUUGUUGAGGCCUGCAAGGCUAUGGCAGAAAGGGAUCUGGAUUUUAUUUAUGACUAUACGACUGAUGAGAACGAGAAGGUUGAAAAUAUUGCCUGGUCAUAUGGCAAUUCUGUUCGUGCAUUUACGGUGUUUGGUGAUGUAGUUUCUUUUGAUACCACUUAUCGUUCAAUCACUAAUGGACUGCUCCUUGGAGUGUGGUUUGGUAUUGACAAUUAUGGCAAAGAAAUUUUGUUGGGCUGUGUUUUGCUGCAAGAUGAAAGUUCUAAUUCGUUAUCUUGGGCUUUACAGAAUUUUGUUCGAUUUAUGAGAGGCAGACAUCCACAGACAAUUCUAACUGACAUAGAUUCAGGGCUGAGAGAUGCCAUAGCAAGGGAGUUACCUACUACUAAACACGUUAUAUGCAUAUGGCAUGUUUUGUCAAAAAUAUCCAGUUGGUUCUCUUUGCCUCUUGGACCACAAUAUGCAGAUUUUAAAGCUGAUUUUGAUAUGUUAUGUCAUCUGGAGAGCAUGGAAGAUUUUGAACAUCAAUGGAAUCUCUUGGCUGCUCGGUAUGGACUUGUUUCAGAUAAGCAUCUUGCAUUACUUUAUUCAUGUCGAGCAUCCUGGCUGUUUUCCUACAUUAGAAGUUAUUUUCUGGCUCGAAUGAUGACAGCAGAGUUUGAACAAUCUUUAGAGUCGUUUUUUAAAAGAAUUUUGGGUGUACAGACUUGUCUGCAAGUAUUCUUUGAGCAGGUUAGUAUUGUCGCCAACUCUGGGAAUCAAAUAAGAGAUCGCCUGCACUAUACGCACAUCAAAACUUGCAUGCCAAUUGAAGAACAUGCUCGGAGUAUUUUAACACCUUAUGCUUUCCAACUCUUGCAACAUGAGCUCGUUCUGUCCAUGCAAUAUGCGAUCACAGAAAUGGCAAACGGAUCAUAUCUUGUGCGACAUUACAAGAAAAUGGAUGGAGAGUGUCUUGUGAUUUGGAUACCAGAUGAUGAACAAAUUCAUUGUUCCUGCAAGGAAUUUGAACAGUCAGGCAUACCAUGCAGGCACUCUCUUCGGGUGCUUGUAAUGAAGAACUUCUUUCAGCUCCCGGAUAAAUAUUUUCUGCUACGUUGGAGGCUAGAGAGUUCCUUGGUUCAUACGGAUGAUCACAACAUUCAAAGCAGCAAUGACGAAUGUGCUCAAGCCUUUCACUCGCGGGCUGCAACCCUAUUGACGGAGUCAUUAAUAGACAAGGACCGUUUCGAUUAUGUUCAUAGAGGACUUACUGGGCUUCUCGAGAGCGUUAGAAAUAUGCCGGUAACUGAUGAACAUGCUUCAAACAUGGCAGCUAACAAUGUCAGUGAAUCAUAGUUUGGUUAAUAUCACGGCUAAUAAAUGCUGUGUUUGGAACCUUCUUCAUUCAAACAGAUUGGGAUAUCCGAAGGAUGAAAUGGAGUGUUGGAGGCACCAAAGUAGUUACUGACAUGAUAAUCUCAGACGACGAUAUUUUGAACAACAUAUCAAAUGGUAAUUUCAGUUUUUGAUCAAUCCUAGAAAGCCGUAUUAGAUUUCCGGCAAGCUCCAAUUAUUAUUGAUAUUGCGGUAUUUACAUCGAGUAUUUAUUGAAUGUUGAUAGGGGCAGGGGAAUUGGAAACUGAUCAUUGAUGUUGUAUUUUGUAAAAUGCAAUAUUUAGAUGAUUUCUUUGAAAUCUAUACUAGGUGCCUUAGCUAUUUGAGAUUGUUUUUUUGUUAACAAAAUUGAUUGAUGUAAUGAAGCAUCAGAAUUCAG
Molecule: messenger RNA, 2655 nt
Organism: Morus notabilis
Lineage: Eukaryota; Viridiplantae; Streptophyta; Magnoliopsida; Rosales; Moraceae
Product: putative protein FAR1-RELATED SEQUENCE 10
Exons: 4
Coding region: 162-2237 (691 amino acids)
Biological process (GO): regulation of DNA-templated transcription
Molecular function (GO): zinc ion binding
Source: RefSeq, a predicted model, not a curated record